This is a messenger RNA of Nyctereutes procyonoides (raccoon dog), 303 nucleotides long. It is a transcript of the gene NPS, whose product is annotated as neuropeptide S. The coding region runs from base 1 to 303 and encodes 100 amino acids. Lineage: Eukaryota; Metazoa; Chordata; Mammalia; Carnivora; Canidae. Gene Ontology annotation, cellular component: extracellular region. The transcript has 3 exons. Gene Ontology annotation, biological process: neuropeptide signaling pathway; positive regulation of synaptic transmission, GABAergic; positive regulation of synaptic transmission, glutamatergic. The record is from RefSeq and is a predicted model, not a curated record.
AUGGUAGGCAGCUCUUCUAGAGCUCAGGGCCUGGACUCUGGCUCAUUAAAAUUCAGCCUCAUUCUACUUCUGCUGAGUCCUACAAUGCAUGUGAUCUGGUGUUAUCCAGUUUCACCUUCUAAGGUGUCUGGAAAAUCUGAUUAUUUUCUCAUCCUGCUGAACACCUGCCCAACCAGGAUGGACAGAAGCGAGGGACUAGAUUUUCUAAAGCCAAUUUUCAAGAAGACGUUUAUGAAAAGGUCCUUUCGCAAUGGAGUUGGCACAGGGAUGAAAAAAACUUCCUUUCGAAGAGCAAAAUCAUGA